Messenger RNA from Gavialis gangeticus (Gharial), 1721 nucleotides. It is a transcript of the gene SIKE1, whose product is annotated as suppressor of IKBKE 1. The record is from RefSeq and is a predicted model, not a curated record. Bases 52 to 753 code for a protein of 233 amino acids. The transcript is spliced from 5 exons. Lineage: Eukaryota; Metazoa; Chordata; Crocodylia; Gavialidae.
UGGGCCCGGAGCCGCUGCAGGGCCCGGCCGAGCCGGGCUGUCGCGCUCGCGAUGAGCUGCACGAUCGAGAAGAUCCUGACGGACGCGCGGACGUUGCUGGACCGGCUCCGCGACCACGACAGCGCGGCCGAGUCGCUCAUCGACCAGUCGGCCGCCCUGCACAGGCGCGUGGCCGCCAUGAGGCAGGCGGGGUCGGCGGGAGCCAAGCAGGUGAGUGCGGGUGGUGGCAGGCUGGCAGGAGCCACCGGCCCCCUUCCUGCCCGUAACCACAUCCCUCCGUCUUACCAGGCUCACGAUGAGGCCGCCAACGUGAAAGAUGUGUCUAAGCUCAAGCCGCACCUCCUGCUUUCCCAAGAGAACACCCAAAUCCGGGACUUGCAGCAGGAAAACAGAGAAUUGUGGAUCUCCUUGGAGGAACACCAAGAUGCUUUGGAACUGAUCAUGAGCAAGUACAGGAAGCAGAUGUUACAAUUAACAAGGGGAAGAAAAGAUGAGGAUGCUGAACCAGUCUUGAAAGUGCACCAGGCUCAGUCUGUGGAGAUUGAGAGUCAAAUAGACAGAAUCUAUGAGAUGGGAGAAGUGAUGAGAAGAGCUGUUCAAGUGGAUGACGAUCAGUUCUUUACAAUUCAGGAAAAACUAGCCCAGUUGGAGCUUGAAAACAAGGAGCUGCGUGAGCUGUUAUCCAUCAGCACAGAAUCUCCCACGGUGAGGAUAGUGGAGCUGCCUGACAGUGGACCUCAAGCUCCAGAAUAACUGUCUCCGCUCUUGAAUUUUUAAAAAAACUAAAGUAUCUGGAACCAACCCUACAGGAAAGCUCACUUUCUUUUGCGUGGUGUUCUUCCACAUGUCUCCUGGUAUCCUCAUUUUUCUCUGUCUUCCACAGUGUAUACAUUUAUUUUCUUAGCACUGCUGUUGAAACAUCUCCCUCUGAUGGCAAUGGUUUGCAAUGCUGCUCAGUCUUAAUAACAAUUGAUGGCAGCUUAACCAUGAGCUAUACUCCUUUGUGUUUGUCUCCCCUAAGGAAGACUGCUUCUAGCUCAGCUUCAGUUAAAACUUUUACCUGUGCAGAUAGCCAUUUAUCUAUCUUAACUCCCAGUUCGUAGGUGGCUUUAUUUUAUGAGUGGUUAUUAUUUUGUGAAAUGGAUAUGACUUAGUUGAUUGUUUGAAAAGCUGUCUUUUACAUACCAGGAUAUAUGUUUAAUUUUUUAAAUGGCUAACUCACCAAGCAGUGUGUGGCUGGGUUAAUGUCACUGGGAUACAGACUGGAAGACUGGCUGCUGCUUAUUGUAGGCAGGUUCAGAUACUGGCACAGAAUAUUGUUUAGUAAUACUUUCUAGCUUUCUUGUGUUGUAACGAACCUGGUAUCUGCAACCUAGACGUUCCAGUGACUAAUGGUACUUUAAAUCACAGAAGACUUUUAAAUACAUGCUUCCAAGUUCUUUUCCUAAGUUACUGAAAGCUGAAUUAUUAAGUUUAGCAGUUCCAUAGGAAUGUCAAGUUAUUUGUUCAGUCCUCCAUCAGAAGGAAGAUUUUUGAUGGUCGUGGAGGGAUUUAGGUCUCGUUUCUUUGAAUUACGGGAGAAAUACUUGCCUCAUCCCAGAACAUCUUUGGAGAAGCCUAAUCUAACAGAGGAAAAAGGAAUUCUCAAUAGAAAGAUGCUGGGUGAAAAACCUCCCCUUUCUUCCUUCCCAAGUUAAAAAUAAAUGAACAAAACAAAGAAA